Messenger RNA from Kalmanozyma brasiliensis GHG001, 1029 nucleotides. RefSeq names its product Histidine phosphatase superfamily, clade-1. The transcript has 2 exons. Gene Ontology annotation, molecular function: phosphatase activity. The coding region runs from base 1 to 1029 and encodes 342 amino acids. The record is from RefSeq and is a predicted model, not a curated record. Lineage: Eukaryota; Fungi; Basidiomycota; Ustilaginomycetes; Ustilaginales. Gene Ontology annotation, cellular component: cytoplasm.
AUGGUCUCUUCUUCCGCCUUCCUGGCGCUCCUCGCCGUGGCUGUCGCUAGCGUUCAGGCUGCUCCCGCUCCGCCCCACCCCGUGCCCGGCCCGCCCGCCAUGCAGACGUACAACUUCACCACCUACACGGGCUUCUUCAAGUACGACACGGCCGAAGGCACCUCUCUCCCUGCCGUUGCGCCCAACUUUGGUCUGCGGGACAACACCACUUGGGCCGCCCUAACCCAAACCCUCCGACAGCUCAACUCGCCCGCCGCCUCGCACGACGGUUCGUCGUACAAGCUCAUCUUCGCCGGCCGUCAUGGUCAGGGCUACCACAAUGUGGCCGAGAGCAAGUACGGUACGCCUGCGUGGAACUCGUACUGGUCCGAGCUGACUACGGAUGGCAACCUCACCUGGGGACCGGAUGCGCGCUUGACGCCGUUGGGCAUUCAGCAGGCCCAAGCGGUCAACCAGGCUUGGACGGCUAUGCUGAAGCAGCAGGAUGCGGCGCCGUUGCCGACCAGGCUGUUUUCAAGCCCGCUCAGCAGGGCCCUGUCGACGCUCGAGAUCAGCUACGACAACAUUUUGGUCAAGAACCCGAACGAUACGGAGGUCGCUCCUCAGAAAGGGCCUGGUGGACCCCCCGGUCCUCCUGGUCCCCGUGGUCCUCCUGGCCCUCCUGGCCCGCGCCUGCUGGUCCCCGAAGUCAAGGAGCUCUUCCGCGAGGAGUACGGCGAGCACACGUGCGAUGAACGACGCACCCGCACCCAGCUCGCCGCCGACUACCCCAACGUGCGCUUCGAGCCCGGCUUCACCGAGGACGACCAGCUGUGGACCACCACACGCGAAGAGGACAGCCAUCUGGAUGCGAGGAUCCAGACGGCCCUCAGCCAGAUGUGGAACGAGGCGAAGCGGGAGGAUGUCGUUUCGCUGACCAGCCACUCUGGGGUGAUGCAGAGCGUUUUCAGGGUCACCGGGCAUUAUCCGUUGCAUCCCGCCACCGGAGCACUCAUCCCCUUGAUCGUAAAGGCUACUCCGACCAACUAG